UCUCUAAUCACAUGCCACAUGCAUGCACACCAGUUUUAGUAGGUCUUUAGAGGCCAGUUCUCUCAUUACUCGGGUGUCUGCUGCCAAAGAGGAGGGCAACCAUGUGCUGUUGGGUAAACGGGCACAAAGGCAACGGCUGGGCCACGAUGAGCACUGGUGCAUUGUGACGUCUUUCAUUACCUUUACAGCUCACCGGGCCAGACCUGCUCCUCUCCUCUGCUCACCUAACCCCGCCAGCUGGCAGACAGUUAGGUGUCAGCUUCCCCUGUGUGUGUGUGCGUGCAUGUGUGCCUUGGGGGGGUAGGAUGAAUUGCUAGAGACAGCGUCCGGAUCCAGUCAAAGGCAGCUUGCGCAGGUGCAGAGAGGCAGGGUUGACAUGGUGCUCCAAAAGGCCAUUGCCGCAGCCCGCGAGGGAGACCUGCAGAGCCUAAGAGAGCUAGCUGAAACUGGAUGUCUUACCGAUACCAUUGUGGAUGCUCAGGGGGCGGGACUGGUGCAUCAUGCUGCACGCUGUGGUCAGCUGGACUGCCUUUGCUUUCUGGUGACAGAAGCAGGGUUCGAUGCUAACACAAAGGCCCUCAAUAGAGCCACACCUGUCCAUGAUGCUGCAGCUACAGGUCACACCCGGGAACUAAAGUGGCUCGUACAGGUUGCAAGAUGUAAUGUACAGGAUCAGGAUUCUGGUGGGGCCUCUCCGCUCCACCUCGCUGCACGGUUCGGCCGGGUGGAAGCUGUCCACUGGCUGCUGUCUCAUGCGAAUGGAGCAGAAGUGGAAACAAACUGCGGUGCUCUUCCUGCCCACUAUGCUGCAGCAAAGGGUGACCUCACCUGUUUGAAGCUGCUGAUUGGUCAAGCUCCAGGGUGUGUUAAUCGACAGACAAAUAUGGGCGCUACGCCGCUGUAUCUGGCCUGCCAGGAGGGACAUCUACAUGUUGUGGAGUAUCUGGUCAAAGACUGUGGAGCUGACGUACAUCUAAGAGCCCAAGAUGGUAUGACGCCACUGCAUGCUGCGGCUCACAUGGGCCACCAAGCAUUGGUGGUAUGGCUGGUGUCCUACACAGACGUCAGCCUGUCUAGUCAAGAUAAUGAAGGGGCGACUGCUUUACACUUUGCUGCCAGUGGGGGGCAUCAUGGCAUCCUGGAGAGGUUGUUACAGAUGGGAUCAAAGGUCAAAAAGGAUUACUGGGGUGGCACUCCUCUACAUGAUGCAGCAGAGAAUGGGGAGAUAGAGUGCUGUCGAAUCCUCCUGGGUCACCAGAUCAACCCAAAGGAAAGAGAUGUAGAUGGGUUCACGGCUGCUGAUCUGGCUGAAUACAACGGCCACUUCGAGUGUGCCAGAUACCUUCGCUCUGUGGAGAGAAAUCUCUGUCCAGCUGCCCAACCUCUGGAAGAAAACUGUCCUAUAGAGGAAGAGCUCAGAGAGAAACCGGCUGUGUCUCGGCAACCCAGCUCCGAUUAUUACAGACAGAUCACUAAUACACACAAAGCCAUGGACAGUCUUAAGCAUCCUGAGACCGAAGAUUCCCCUCAAGCCUGUUACCCCCCUUUAACACAUUCACCUUCUCCUCCCACUUCCACCACUACCCCCUCGCCUCCAUCUUCUACCUCACAUGGGAACGUUUUCCAGAAUGUCCACAUGGCCACUUCGGAACAUAAUUGGAAACAGAUGAGAGUAACAAAUGAUGUUCUUGUUCUGAUUGUCAUUGCAGUGGUGAAGAACCUUAGUUCCAGUACGCCUCUGAGUAAGCCAGUACCAGAGAAAGGAAAACUGUUUAUGGGAGAAAUGAAACUGGGAGAUGUAAAAUCCAUUGCCAGCCUUAAGAAAUCUGGACUGACAGCAGAUUUGACCAUUUCAAAUAAAAUGGUGGUGUUACCGACAGAGGAGGCUAAUUUGUCUGAUAUUGAUUACCUGGUACCCAUGCAUGAUGAGAAGGGCAGGCCUAUAGCAGAAUGGAAGAGGCAAGUGAUGGUACGACAGCUACAGGCCAGCUUAUUUGAUCAAGAAACCCAGAGGUUAAAGGAGUGUGGUACUAGAUAUACAAAGAUGGACAGUUGGAGGUACUCCCAGGCUCACAAUGCCAUCCUGGGUCCAUUUGGAGAGCUUCUAACAGAGGAUGACCUUAUUUAUCUAGAGAAGCAAAUUGAGAGUGUGUCGAUGCAAAAGAACUGCGAGGGUUACGAAAUGGAGCUUGCUCGUCUGGCCGAAGAACUUCGAAACAUUCUUCCGGCACCCAUCGUCAACAUCACGGUCAACACACAGUACAAGAACUCUACACAGACUCCCUUACCCGUUUGGUGCAACCGUAUUUCAGGCAUUGUGAAGAGUAUGUCAUUGCUUAUGACCAACCUAACAGACCAGCCCUACUGCAAAAUGCCAAACACAGAGCUUGUGAAUGUCUUCUCUCAGCCAUCAGAGAAGAAAGCUGUCAACAGAGGCAGGAGGGAGAAGAUAGAGAAUGAGAUUCAACAGUUUGGUGUCUCUGUAAGGAACUUAAAGUCCAACUUUGAGAAUCAGAACGAUUCCUCACAAAAUGAUUCAGGGAUGGCAGAAUCAUUGGGUGAACAAGAGCAAGAACCAGUAAGAAAUGGUUCAGAUGAGGUCUCUCAAAUACAAGAACAAAGACCAGAGGUUGACCAGAUUGGUGAUUCACCUAUUGACUGUGUCAUCAGUGAUGCCAUGGAAAGUACAACCCUGCGCAAGGAACGUAUCGUGGUCUUGUUCCUGGGUCACUGGAAGAAGUCGGCUUAUACGGUGACUGUGAGAAAUGCUCAGAGAAAGCAAAGCGUUGAUUCUCUGGAUAUAUCUAAGAAGCCGAAGUAUGAACGUAAAGCUAGCUUGGAUAUCUCUCCGAAGAACGCCAUGGAAAAUGGCAAAUUGGGGCACUUCUUCAAGCAGAGAAGUGCCAUCAAUAAGAUGAUUGGGAACUGGAGAAGCAUGAUCUCAUUUGUCCCGUCACGGCAAAUCCGAAGACUCAACCGGCAGCAGGCAGUUUACUCACCUGAGCAGUUCCUGCCCCGUGUGGAUGGAUCGCCCGUCGACUACGACACACUGACACUCGACCUCUUCAUGCUUGGCUACUUUCACAUCCUUGAGCUAGAUUUGCCAGCAGAUGAGAGGAAAAUAAGACACUUGCUGUGCUUUGAAGUGUUCGACCAUGUGGGGCGUUUCACCUGGGAGACUGUGCGUGAUUUUCACAAAGCUGUAAUUCAGGACAUUGAGGCGGGGAACCGGGAAUGGAAGGAUGGAUUUGAGGACAUUAAAGUGAGGUUCUUCGGAGAUGGAUCAGGCCAACCAGAGCUAGAACACGUAGAGCAGACAACGACGGUAGAAACGAGGCCUGUGCCUAAAGUCAUUAUACAGACACCUACCCCAGAUGAGAGCGAUGUCCUGAAAAAUAAUGCUGAUAUUAGUAGUCUGACUAAUGAGGAGAUUUGCAAAUAUAUUGACCGUAGUUUUGCUUUCUGGAAAGAAAAGGAGGCUGAGAUAUUUGAUUUUGAGGAAUGACAAUAAGCCUUUGGGGGGUAGGGGGUAUACAUAGAGAUUCCUUAUUAUCUUUAAAUAUAUGUAUUUUUUGCAUUUGUUGUAGAACAUGUACCAAUAUUUAUACAGUUGUGACAUGUUUUUCUCCAAUUUUCUAAGAGUGCAAGGUAGAAGACUGCCAUAAACUGUAAAACGUGUUGGCCUUUUUGUCAGAAUUAUCAGUAUGUGAUGUAAAAUGAUUUAAAUGCCCUUUUCUGUUAAUUUUUUGUUACUUCUUGAGAAUCAGAUAUUAAGAGACUUAAUUUGCACCAAUACUGGAGGCUGCUUACUCUAAUGAUUAAAUAAAUGAUCAUCUGACUGAU
This is a messenger RNA of Carassius auratus (goldfish), 3843 nucleotides long. It is a transcript of the gene espnla, whose product is annotated as espin like a. The record is from RefSeq and is a predicted model, not a curated record. Gene Ontology annotation, cellular component: cytoplasm. Gene Ontology annotation, molecular function: actin filament binding. Gene Ontology annotation, biological process: actin filament bundle assembly. Bases 377 to 3505 code for a protein of 1042 amino acids. Lineage: Eukaryota; Metazoa; Chordata; Actinopteri; Cypriniformes; Cyprinidae. The transcript has 10 exons.